Molecule: messenger RNA, 699 nt
Organism: Nicotiana attenuata
Lineage: Eukaryota; Viridiplantae; Streptophyta; Magnoliopsida; Solanales; Solanaceae
Product: HVA22-like protein c
Exons: 5
Coding region: 102-620 (172 amino acids)
Source: RefSeq, a predicted model, not a curated record
AGUCCAUGCAUUUACAUUAUCAACAGAGGUUUUCCCUUGUGUUUUUCACAUUCAUUCUCUGACCUCUUUCUAAUAGUGUUUCUUAGUUAAGAGUAUCAAACAUGGGUUCAGACAACAAUGUUCUUGCUGUAAUAGCCAAGAAUAUUGAUGUUCUUGCUUUGCCUCUAGUCUCUCUUGUUUACCCUCUGUAUGCUUCAAUUAAGGCAAUAGAGACAAAGUCUCGAGCAGAUGAUCGGCAAUGGCUAACUUAUUGGGUUCUUUAUUCUUUGAUUACUCUCUUUGAGCUUACCUUUUCUAAGGCCAUUGAGUGGUUUCCAAUAUGGUCAUAUGCUAAGCUAGCUGCAAUAUGUUGGCUAGUUCUACCUUAUUUCAAUGGAGCUUCCUAUGUUUAUGAGAAUUUCAUAAGACCUUUUUAUAGAAAUCCACAAGUCAAAAUAUGGUAUGUUCCUCUGAAAAAAGACAUUUUUAGUAAGCCAGAUGAUGUCUUAACUGCUGCUGAGAAAUAUAUUGAAGAACACGGACCACAAGCAUUUGAAAGGCUUAUAGCCAAGCAGGCUGAUAGAGAUGCAAGAAGCAGGAGGAAUAACUACAUGAUCUUUGAUGAUGAUUAUCGAUAUUGAUUGGCCUCUCUUUGCACCAUUAAAUUACUUAUUUAGUUAUGUAUGUUGGUAUGUUAUUUUGAUGAGCUAUGUUUGGGUA